This is a messenger RNA of Dromiciops gliroides (monito del monte), 2271 nucleotides long. RefSeq names its product forkhead box D1 (gene FOXD1). Gene Ontology annotation, biological process: cell differentiation; regulation of transcription by RNA polymerase II; anatomical structure morphogenesis. The record is from RefSeq and is a predicted model, not a curated record. The coding region runs from base 131 to 1564 and encodes 477 amino acids. NCBI's taxonomy places the organism in Eukaryota, Metazoa, Chordata, Mammalia, Microbiotheria, Microbiotheriidae. The transcript is spliced from 2 exons. Gene Ontology annotation, molecular function: RNA polymerase II cis-regulatory region sequence-specific DNA binding; DNA-binding transcription factor activity, RNA polymerase II-specific.
UCGUCCGAAGCCUGGCUCCCUCUGGCCAGGCUAGCCGCCGAGCACCGAGGCGCGGCGGGUGCCUCGAGCCCCGAGCCCCUAUGCACCGCCCCGCAGCCGCCGCCGCCGCUGCCGCCGCCGAGGAGGAGCCAUGACCCUAAGCGCUGAGAUGUCCGAUGCCUCCGGACUGGCGGAUGAGACCGACAUCGAUGUGGUGGGGGAGGGCGAGGACGAAGAGGAAGAGGAGGAGGAGGAAGAUGACGGCGGUGGCUGCGGUAGAGGCGGCGGGCCGGGACUCCGGAGGCGGCGUCGCUCUUACGCCGAAGAGGAAGACGAGGAGGACGAGGACGAGGACGAGGACGUGCUGCUCUCCCCGGGGACUGGGAGCUCCACCGCCGCCCCGGGUGCGGGCCAGGCUGCCGGCGCUGGAGCCCCGGGCGGCGGCGGCGGCGGGGGCGGGGGCGCAGGAGGCGGCGGCGGCGGCGGGGCCAAGAACCCUCUGGUGAAGCCGCCCUACUCGUACAUCGCGCUCAUCACCAUGGCCAUCCUGCAGAGCCCCAAGAAGCGCCUGACGCUGAGCGAGAUCUGCGAGUUCAUCAGCGGCCGCUUCCCCUACUACCGGGAGAAGUUCCCCGCCUGGCAGAACAGCAUCCGCCACAACCUCUCGCUCAACGACUGCUUCGUCAAGAUCCCCCGGGAGCCCGGGAACCCCGGCAAGGGCAACUACUGGACCCUGGACCCGGAGUCCGCCGACAUGUUCGACAACGGCAGCUUCCUGCGUCGGAGGAAGCGCUUCAAGCGGCAGCCGCUGCUCCCGCCCGCCGCCGCCGAGACGUUGCUGCUGCGGGGCGCGGGGGCCGCGGGGGCCGGGGGGGACCCGGCGGCCGCCGCCGCCGCCGCUGCCGCCGCCGCCGCCGCCGCCGCCGCCCUGUUCCCGCCCCCGCCCCCGCCCGCGCCGCCGCCGCCGCCGCACGCCUACGGCUAUGGCCCCUACAGCUGCGGCUACGGCCUCCAGCUGCAGCCCUACCCGCCUCCCUCGGCCCUGUUCGCCGCCUUCCACCCGCACCCCGCGGCGGCAGCCCACCACCACCCGCACCCGCACUCGCCGCCACCGCCGCCUCCCGCGCACGGGGCGGCGGCCGAGCUGGCCAGGACAGCCUUCAGCUACCCGCCGCCCCCUCUGGGCCCGGGCCUGCCGGGCUCCCUGCAGGCGGCGGCCAAGCCCGGGGCCGGCCCGGGCCUGGCGCGCUCGCCCUUCUCCAUCGAGAGCAUCAUCGGGGGCAGCCUGGGCCCCGCCGCCGCUGCCGCCGCCGCCCAGGCGGCCCAGGCCGCCGCCGCCGCCGCGUCCUCGUCGUCCUCGUCGUCGUCGUCGUCGUCGCCGCUGUCGCCCUCGCCCGCGGCCCCCGGGGGCAGCUGCGCCGCGCAGGCGGCCGUGGUGCCCGCAGCCGCGCUCACCCGCUCCCUGGUGGCCGCUGCCGCCGCCGCCGCCGCCGCCUCCUCGUCCUCGGCAGCCCUGGGGACGCUGCACCAAGGGACAGCCCUGUCCGGCGUGGAGACCUUGACCGCUAGGAUUUCGAACUGUUAAUGGUUUGUCGCUUUCUUUUCCUUUAAAAGACCAAACAAACCGAUAUGAGAAAAAAAAAAAAAGAAAGAAGGUAGGAUAUACGGGGUCCUUUUAAUUUUCCUGACUUGGUGGGGGUUUGGGGUUUGCGUUUGGUUUCCACCCCUUCCCUACACUCACCUUGACCUCCGCGGGACCCCCACCCCCACUUCCACCCCCAGCGAGACCGCGUGUUUUGGGCGGCAGACCGGGAUCUCCUCCCGGUGCCCACUAUUUAUGCAAAGCCAGACCUAUGCUGCAGCAGCAGAAACCGUGUGGAUGGAUGGAUUGAGGGUUGGUGACGGUGUCCGAGUCUGGAAAGUGGUUGCCUUCUUUUUUUUUUCUUUCGGAUUUCUUAAUUAUUAUUAAUGUUAAUAAAAUAAAUCUCUGAGCCCUUUUGUGGUUUCGAGAUUCUCAGGUCCAAGGGUUCAAAAUCAAUAAUGUACAGAAGAUUAAUAAUAAGGAAAAAUGAUAAUAGAGGUCCUGAGGGACAGCAGCAAAGCAAUACUUUUUCAUCUUAGGACACUUGUCUGGUGUACUUUUUUUACAAAAAGGAAAAAUGAUUAACAUGUUUACACGGAAGGAAAAAAGUCAAGAUUAUCGUUUCUUAUCUUAACCUGUGUUUUUGUAUCAUAAUAGACUUAUGGAAUUUUUAUUUUGUACUGAAUGCGUAUUCUUUAAAAGGAAUAUUG